Molecule: messenger RNA, 1054 nt
Organism: Choloepus didactylus (southern two-toed sloth)
Lineage: Eukaryota; Metazoa; Chordata; Mammalia; Pilosa; Megalonychidae
Gene: NTF3
Product: neurotrophin 3
Exons: 2
Coding region: 73-885 (270 amino acids)
Biological process (GO): positive regulation of peptidyl-serine phosphorylation; nerve growth factor signaling pathway; nerve development
Molecular function (GO): nerve growth factor receptor binding; growth factor activity
Source: RefSeq, a predicted model, not a curated record
ACUUUGAAUGACCGAGCUCGCGUCCACCUUUCUCUUCAUGUCGACGUCCCUGGAAACAGUCACACGGAUGCCAUGGUUACUUCUGCCGCGAUCUUACAGGUGAACAAGGUGAUGUCCAUCUUGUUUUAUGUGAUAUUUCUCACUUAUCUCCGUGGCACUCAAGGGAACAGCAUGGAUCAGAGGAGUUUGCCAGAAGACUCGCUCAAUUCCCUGAUUAUUAAGCUGAUCCAGGCAGAUAUUUUGAAAAACAAGCUCUCCAAGCAGGUGGUGGACGUUCCGGAAGACCACCAGAGCACCAUGCCGAAAGCGGAGGCGCCGCGGGAGCCGGGCCGGGGCGGGCCCCCCAGCUCGGACGUGCAGCCCGUGAUGGCCAUGGGCGCGGACUUGCUGCGGCAGCAGAGCCGCUACAGCUCCCCCCGGGUCCUGCUCAGCGGCAGCACCCCCCUGGAGCCCCCUCCCCUGUAUCUCAUGGAGGAUUACGUGGGCAGCCCCGCGGUGGCGAACAGAACGUCACGGCGGAAAAGGUACGCGGAGCACAAGAGUCACCGAGGGGAGUACUCGGUGUGUGACAGUGAGAGCUUGUGGGUGACGGACAAGUCGUCGGCCAUCGACAUUCGGGGACACCAGGUCACGGUGCUGGGGGAGAUCAAAACCGGCAACUCCCCGGUCAAACAAUACUUUUACGAGACGAGAUGUAAAGAAGCCAGGCCCGUCAAAAAUGGUUGCCGAGGGAUCGAUGAUAAACAUUGGAACUCUCAGUGCAAAACGUCCCAAACCUACGUCCGAGCACUGACCUCAGAAAACAACAAACUCGUGGGCUGGAGAUGGAUACGGAUAGACACCUCCUGCGUGUGUGCCUUGUCGAGAAAAAUCGGAAGAACAUGAAUUGGCGUCUCUCCCCGUAUAUAAAUUAUUACUUUAAAUUAUAUGAUAUGCAUGUAGCAUAUAAAUGUUUAUAUUGUUUUUAUAUAUUAUAAGUUGACCUUUAUUUAUUAAACUUCAGCAACCCUACACUAUAUAAGCUUUUUUCUCAAUAAAAUCAGUGUGCUUGCUU